AUGGCAUCACACACUAACCAACCGGCCAACAUCCCGCCGCAACUAUCAGAUCUACACUGUUUCACAGAGACCGACGGAGUUAUCACAACCACCAUGUUCGACAUCCCCGGGUACCGAGUAGUCAAAGUCCUCGGUGCCGUAUACGGCCUAACAGUCCGCUCUCGCAACUGGGCCGCCAGUAUGGGAAUGGUGAUUAAGAGCAUCGCAGGUGGAGAGCUUCAAUGGUUCACAAACAUGCUCUAUUCGGCAAGGAACGAUGCUAUUAGUCGCGUGGUAGCUGAGACAAAGGCGCGGGGCGGAAAUGCCAUCAUAACCCUCCGCUUUGAAUCCGGAGAUAUGGGUGGAUUUGCUCAAUGCUCUGCCUACGGUACCGCUGCUAUCGUCGAGAAAAUCGAUCCUACCACACAGGCGGCCCCUCAGCUUUCCAACUGA
Messenger RNA from Annulohypoxylon maeteangense, 432 nucleotides. Its product is annotated as DUF74-domain-containing protein. Bases 1 to 432 code for a protein of 143 amino acids. The record is from RefSeq and is a predicted model, not a curated record. The transcript is spliced from 2 exons. NCBI's taxonomy places the organism in Eukaryota, Fungi, Ascomycota, Sordariomycetes, Xylariales, Hypoxylaceae.